UAUAUAAAUAGAGAACUAACCCAAACCUCUUUCUUCAACCAUCCUCUGCUCAUUCAUAACUCAAAAGCCUAAUCACCUCUCUUCUCUUUCAUUCAUUGAAAAUGGUUUUGUUGUCGAAAAUAACAACAGAUCAAUAUCCGUGUCUAAGAAACUUGAAACAAACCACAUUCAUACCUGAAAUCCCUAUAGUGGAUCUCUCCAAACCUGAUGCAAAGAACAUCAUAGUCAAAGCUUGUGAAGAGUUUGGAUUCUUUAAGGUUGUCAACCAUGGUGUUUCCAUGGAAUCUAUCUCUUUAUUGGAAUCUGAAGCUGUUAAGUUUUUUUCCAUGGCUUUUGAUCAAAAGGAAAAAGUAGGACCAGCUAAUCCAUUUGGGUAUGGAAACAAGAAAAUCGGACAAAACGGUGAUAUUGGUUGGGUUGAGUAUCUUCUUCUGUCAAAUAACCAAGAUUUCAAUUCCUUCAAACUCUCCACUGCUUUUGGUAAAGACUCACAGAAGCUUCGAUGUUUGUUGAGUGACUACAUGUCAAGUGUGAAAAAGAUGGGAUGUGAGAUUCUUGAACUGAUGGCAGAAGGAUUGAACAUUGAAGAAAAGAAUAUGUUGAGCAAGCUUGUAACUGAUAAAGACAGUGAUUGCAUAUUCAGGCUUAACCAUUACCCUCCUUGUCCUGAGUCAAGGUUGAAUAAUAAUGAUAAUGGUGGUGAAAAUGUGAUUGGUUUUGGUGAACACACAGAUCCACAAAUCAUUUCCUUGUUGAGAUCAAACAAUACUUCUGGUUUUCAAAUUUGUCUCAAAGAUAAGAGUUGGAUUUCAGUGCCUUCUGAUCACAAUUCCUUCUUUGUUAAUGUUGGUGAUUCACUUCAGGUUAUGACUAACGGACGAUUCAAAAGUGUUAGGCACAGAGUUUUAACAAAUGGUUUCAAAUCUAGACUCUCUAUGAUUUAUUUUUGUGGUCCAUCUUUGAGUGAGAAAAUUGCACCUUUGCUUUGUCUCAUAAAAGGAAAUGAAAGAUUAUUAUAUAGAGAGUUUACAUGGUUUGAAUACAAGAAAUCUGCUUAUGCUACAAGAUUAUCAGACAAUAGACUUGGUCACUUUGAAACAAAUAAUGAUUCCUAAGAUAGGAAUCUCACACUUAGACAUGUCACUAUUAGGAGAUCUAUAUCAUGUGUAAUAGAACUAGAAUUGGAUGCUUUUGCUUUUGCUUUUGCUUUUCUUUUUAUAUGUUUUUUUAGUUAUUCAUGUGUAUGGUGUAAUGAACAAUGUAAUUAUUCAUAUAUUGAUUUUCUUUUUAAUUAAA
Messenger RNA from Lathyrus oleraceus (garden pea), 1296 nucleotides. RefSeq names its product gibberellin 2-beta-dioxygenase 1-like. The record is from RefSeq and is a predicted model, not a curated record. The coding region runs from base 102 to 1115 and encodes 337 amino acids. The transcript has 3 exons. Lineage: Eukaryota; Viridiplantae; Streptophyta; Magnoliopsida; Fabales; Fabaceae.